This is a messenger RNA of Hyla sarda, 1539 nucleotides long. Its product is annotated as opsin-5-like. The record is from RefSeq and is a predicted model, not a curated record. The coding region runs from base 152 to 1264 and encodes 370 amino acids. NCBI's taxonomy places the organism in Eukaryota, Metazoa, Chordata, Amphibia, Anura, Hylidae. The transcript is spliced from 5 exons. Gene Ontology annotation, biological process: G protein-coupled receptor signaling pathway; visual perception. Gene Ontology annotation, molecular function: G protein-coupled receptor activity. Gene Ontology annotation, cellular component: membrane.
GGCAACUUUUCCUUUGCACAGGUUUUGAUAAAUCUCCCCCUACGUGAUUCAGAAUCUUCUAUACAAUGUCCUUACAAAUAACAUGUCUUGUUUAAUAGUCACUGACCAACCAUGAGAGGUUACUACAGUGUCAAAGGUCGGGUAAGCAUGAAUGACUUUUCAUCACAUCAAUAUGACCAAUACGGAUCAAUUGUCUCAAAUUGAUACCAGAGAAUCUGCCCAACAAAAAGGCCAAAUCAUCUUCUCCUCGUGGCAAUAUUUCUCAAAGAAUUAUUACGCUAUACUGACCGUGGUGGGUAACAUCACCGUUCUUGCUACAGCAGUGAAAUGUUCUUCCCACCUCAAGUCUCCAGAUCUCCUGUCUAUAAACUUAGCCAUCACGGACUUGGGCAUGGCAGUGAGCAUGUACCCCCUGGCCAUCGCCUCUGCAUGGAAUCACGCAUGGAUCGGAGGGGAUCCUACCUGCCUGUAUUAUGCCCUCAUGGGAUUCUUUUUUGGAGUAGCAAGUAUGAUGACAUUGACAGCGAUGGCGCUGCUCCGAUAUGUAGUGGCCAGCACGACCACAGCCAACCGCAAUACAGUAAAGAAGCCGGCCAUAUACGUUGUGAUCAUAUGCAUCUGGCUCUACGCAUUGCUCUGGGCAAUACUGCCAUUGGUGGGAUGGGGUCACUACGGCCCAGAACCAUUCGGUAUUUCUUGCACCAUCGCCUGGGCGGAUUUCCAGAUGUCCAGCAAUGGAUUCUCGUUCAUCCUCAGCAUGUUUAUCCUGUGCACCAUUACCCCGGCUAUCACAAUCAUCACUUGCUAUUCCACCAUAGCCUGGAAACUUCACAAAGCCUACCAAGAAAUACAGCACUAUGACAAAAUGCCGAAUGCAGCCAGAGUGGAGAAAAAGCUAACGCUGAUGGCGGUACUGGUGAGCUUUGGAUUUCUGGUCUCGUGGACUCCCUAUGCAAUUGUCAGCUUCUGGUCCAUGUUCCACUCCAGUGGUAGCAUACCCCCCACUGUCUCUUUACUCCCUUGCCUCUUCGCCAAGUCAUCCACGGCCUUCAACCCCAUCAUCUAUUACGCGUUCAGCAAAACCUUCCGGCAAAAAGUGAAACAGCUCAAGUGUUGCUGCGGCUGGAGGAUCCAUUUCUUACAACCGGAAACCUCAGGUGAAAAUCCGGCCGUGUCCGUCAUCUGGACGGGUAGGGACAACAUUCAGGUCUCUUCGCUUCUUAAAAUGAACAAGGGACAGUCCAGCUCAAUGAUGACCCAAUGAGAGACACUGACAUGAUCAUCUUCACCGAGCGGUGGCAGCCAACAUGUGACCUGAAUCAAUACUGCCCAUUGGUGGACAAUGGGGACACCACCAAGGACCUCUUUCCUCAUGGACACCUGUUGUCUCGUAAUUGUACAAAUGGCCUACAAAUGGCAGCCUCCUCCAUGUGUUGGGUAAUAGGAUAAAUUUUAGGGCAUUUGUCAAUAAGAUGGAACCCAUGAGUACACCAACAAGAUGUCCUUGGCGGUCAUGGUGCAGUGGUCUCCGAACUGCAG